UUUGCAAGCAUUCAGGAUUUAUAUUUCAACCGGUGCCAAUACUCUAUUACUAAAUACAUUUAUAUAUUUUUAAUUUUUAUUUAUAAAAUAGCAGUAUUAUGAUUAAUUCAUUUAAAAAUAUGAAACUUCUUCUAUUUUUUUCUUUAUUGGUACACGUGUGCAAGGGCGACGGAGACAGUGUGUCAAAUGGAUUAUACAAUGAAUUGCCUUGCUUAUCUGUCGGCGGUAAAUGUGUACGAAAGUUGGAUUGUCCAGAGGUGAGACGGUCUCAAAUAAGCGGAUUGUGCCCAGUACAGCAACAAGACGAUCAUCAAGUCGAAUGUUGUUACUCAGCCAAUAAACAAUAUACAGAAUCCGUGAAGACUUGCAAACGAAGCGGCGGUGAAUGUGUGUCCAAGAGCAUACAGUGUCCCGAAUAUCUUUUAAAUCGGGGUGUUUCUGAUUGUUUGGAAGAUGAAAAAUGUUGUAUAUUCACUAAAUAAAUAAUUUAAAAUAAUUGUGUAUUAAUAUCAUAUUUUUUAUUAACUGAUCAAUAGUUAAACACGAGUAUAGUAAAUUUUUUAUGAAAGUUAGAAUGGCAAACAAGCUGGCGGUCCACCUGAUGAAAAGUGGUAACCGUCGUCUAUAGACAGUACUAUGAGAAUAACAGAGUAUACUGUGCUGCCCAUGAUGUCAUAUUGGCAUUUCUGAGAACUAAGGUGUUUUUUUUUUUGAUGGGUGAAAAUGUUAUGGUAACUCCACCUGCGCUAACGGGAUACGCUGGCGGAGCACCAGUGAAGGGUAAUAGAUGAGAAUGAAAACAGGGCAGUUAGCCCAUCAUAAUGAAUACAUCAGCAA
Galleria mellonella (greater wax moth) is the source of this 837-nucleotide messenger RNA. RefSeq lists its product as uncharacterized. The coding region runs from base 99 to 482 and encodes 127 amino acids. Lineage: Eukaryota; Metazoa; Arthropoda; Insecta; Lepidoptera; Pyralidae. The record is from RefSeq and is a predicted model, not a curated record. The transcript is spliced from 3 exons.